UCGGCAGCACUCGGGGAAGCAGUUCAGGGCUCGAGCCAAAGGCGACACACACACCAGCAGAGCAGGACUGCGAAAUCCAACGGACCGUCUCCACUCGUCUGGCCACUCACUUCCCCCACCCGAACGUCUUCUCCCGAGCCGUCCGUCGCCAUGGAAACCCCGAGCCAGAAGCGCCGCGGCGCGAGCGCCGCCUCGCCGGCCCGCAUCACGCGGCUGCAGGAGAAGGAGGACCUGUGCAACCUCAACGACCGGCUGGCCGUCUACAUCGACAAGGUGCGCUCGCUGGAGGCGGAGAACGCCGGCCUGCGGCUGCGCAUCAGCGAGUCCGAGUCCUCCGUCACCCGCGACCUGUCGGGCAUCAAGGCCGCCUACGAGAGCGAGCUGGCCGACGCCCGCAAGACCCUGGACCAGGUGGCCAAGGAGCGCGCCCGCCUGCAGCUGGAGCUGAGCAAGAUCCGCGAGGAGCACAAGGAGCUGAAGGCCAGGAACGCCAAGAAGGAGUCGGACCUGGAGGCGGCUCUGGCCCGGCUCCGGGACCUGGAGGCUCUGCUCAACUCCAAAGACGCAGCGCUGAGCACCGCCCUGGGCGAGAAGCGAGCGCUGGAGGCCGAGGUCAAGGACCUGAAGGCCCAGCUGGCCAAGCUGGAGGGCGCUCUGGCCGAUGCCAAGCGGCAGCUGCAGGAGGAGAUGCUUCGCCGGGUCGAUGCUGAGAACCGCCUGCAGACCGUGAAGGAGGAGCUGGAGUUCCAGAAGAACAUCGCCAACGAGGAGCUGCGGGAGUCGAAGCGCCGCCACGAGAGCCGCCUGCUGGAGGUGGACAGCGGCCGCCAGCAGGAGUUUGAGAGCAAACUGGCUGAAGCUCUGGCAGAGCUGAGAGCCCAACACGAGGACCAGGUCCGGCUGUACCGGGAGGAGAUCGAGAAGACCUACACCGCCAAGCUGGAAAACGCCCGUCAGUCGGCCGACAGGAACAGCCACCUGGUGGGAGCCGCCCACGAGGAGCUGCAGCAGACCCGGAUCCGCCUGGAGGGCAUGUCGGGCCAGCUGAGCCAGCUGCAGAAGCAGCUGUCGGCCAGCGAGGCCCGGGCCCGGGAGCUGGAGGAGACGCUGUCCCGGGAGAGGGACCUGAUGAGGAGGAGGAUGGAGGAGAAGGAGCGGGAGAUGAGCGACAUCCGAGCCCGGAUGCAGCAGCAGCUGGACGAGUACCAGGAGCUGCUGGACAUCAAGCUGGCCCUGGACAUGGAGAUCAACGCCUACAGGAAGCUGCUGGAGGGGGAGGAGGAGAGGCUGCGUCUGUCUCCCAGUCCUCCUCCGGUGAAGGUCAGUGUGUCCCGGGUGUCCGGGUCCAGCCACAGCCAGAGCAGCCGCCUGCUGCAGUCCUCCGCCGCCGCCUCCGCCAGCGCCGGCGCAACCAGCAGCCGCAACUCCUCCGGCACGGCCAGCAGCAAGCGGCGCCGCCUCAACGACAACGACAGCGAGACGUCCAGCAUGGCGGGCGGCACCGUCACCAAGACCCGCAUCAGCCAGCACGCCUCGGCCAGCGGCCGCGUCACCGUGGACGAGGUGGACCUGGACGGGAAGUUCAUCCGGCUCAGCAACAAGGCCGACGAGGACCAGGCUCUGGGAGGCUGGCAGGUGAAGCGGCAGGUGGGCAGCGGCAGCCCCAUCGUCUACAAGUUCCCCCACAAGUUCACCCUGAAGGCCGGAGGAACCGUGACGAUCUGGGCUUCUUCUGGUGGAGGAACUCACAACCCCCCCAGUGACCUACUGUGGAAAAGCCAGGACUCCUGGGGGACUGGAGACCUGCUGGAGACCACCCUGAUCAGCGCCAACGGAGAGGAGAUGGCCAUGAGGAAAGUGACGCGCACGCUGUUCCACGAGGACGACGACGACGACAUGGGCGCACACAGCACGAGCGGCGUGGAGAACGAGUACAACCUGCGCAGCCGCACGGUGAUCUGCGGCUCGUGCGGCCAGCCGUCGGACCGCUCCUCCUCCGGCGGCGGCGGCCUGGGCGAGGGCAUCAUGGGACAUUCCUACUUCCUGGGCUCCAACCAGCCGCGGCAGGCGCGGAUGAAGCCGGAGAACUGCUCCGUCAUGUAAACCCCACCCCUCCGGUGCUGGUGCUGGCCCCGCCCCUCUGGUGCUAGCCCCGCCCAUCAGGCGCUGGCCCCGCCCCUCCGGCAGCCUCAGAAGUUUUCUACCACGGGGGUCGUUGUGUUUUUUUAUACUCUGGACUGUUUUCUUUUGUAUGGGGAUUCAUCUGCAGGUUAGAUUUGCUUGUCGGGGUUUGGGGGUUUUUCACAGGAUGUUUAUUAUCUGCCAGUUAUGUUAGCGCACGUGGUGCCGUGCACACGCUUCGCUCUGUCUGCCUGCUUUGUUCCGCAGCUUCGUUCCGCAGCUUCGUUCUGCUUCGUUCUGCCCAGUCAGGGUUUUCGUCUUUUAUCGGCCAAGCUGUCAACACUCAACACGCACAGCGUCAGCCCUGCUGGUCCAGCUCAGAGCAGAACCAGGUUCCUCCAGUCCUCUGGAGCGUCCAGCUCAGAGCAGAACCAGGUCCCUCCAGUCCUCUGGAGCGUCCAGCUCAGAGCAGAACCAGGUUCCUCCAGUCCUCUGGAGCGUCCAGCUCAGAGCAGAACCAGGUUCCUCCAGUCCUCUGGAGCGUCCAGCGCUCGGCAGAACGUCUCCCUCAGGUUUUCCUUCACUGCCGCCUUAAGUCAACACGACUGGCUGGAAGUUCCGCUGCAGGCGGAGGAGAGAACGUCUUCGUUUAGUUUGUCUGGGAACUCGGAGCGACCAGCUGGGAAAUUCUCACGUGAAACAUAAAGUCCUAAAUAACGAAUCUGUAAAUGACAAACAACUUUUAAUCCAGGAGGCGAAACGAUGAUGGAAAAGUCGACUCCGUCACUCUAGCCGUCCACCUUUGCCCCUCAGAAUGGUUUAUUAGAUUGAGAAAUGUUCUCCCAGUUCCCUGAAUGGCCUUUCCCAGUUUGACAGCAUCCGAAUGCCAUUUUUCCCAGUCAGAAGUGGAACAUUUCCCACUUCCAGUUACUCAGGAACGCUUCGUAAUGUGACUCCAGUCAGCAGGUUUCUGCGUCUGCCUGAGAAUAAAGUGCAGAACAAACCUUUUUGAACAAACGUUCAAACCUCCGCCCACUUCUCCACCGUGGGAAACCGGAACUCUCCCAGUUCCCAUUUUUGUUCGGGUCCUUGUUCUUAGUUUUUUCUCCCGAAGUCAAUUGGUGGGUUUGCCCGACGCUGCCUCUCUGCUCAGCUGGUCGAUCUGAUCGCAGCCGCAGCUUUCAGCCGCUUAUAGACGCUUUACUGAAAAUACUUGAUGGCUUUUCUGUUUUUUGUUGUUUAUUUUUUUGAAGAAUCUGAAGCUGAAACCUGAAGUAGUUUAGACGUCGGAUCUCAAAGUGCCUUUAGAAGUCAGACCCUCAUGGAACGGUGUGACCUUUGACCUGGUGGUGUCCGUCAGCAUGCCCCUCCACCACAAGCUGUUUAAAGGGCCUGGAGGCCGUUCUCCAGGUUGUGCCACACAUUUAGCUUUGAGUGCCUGUAAUUUGACACCAGACUCGUCGCCUCUCAUGAAUUCAGUUUUCUAGCUGUUCAGGAAAAGUCCGUUUUCAGGCCUUGGGAACCUCCCGACCCUUUAAAGGCCUCGGUGGAACCGUUCUCUACUUGUUUACACUUGAGAGUGUCACAAAAACCAAAGAUGUUUGAGUCAGAUCAGUUCUGUUCACACGAUGAAAGAAACAAAGCCAUGAGUUGUAAUAAAUGUUUUUUCUUCUUUUCUA
Molecule: messenger RNA, 3800 nt
Organism: Salarias fasciatus (jewelled blenny)
Lineage: Eukaryota; Metazoa; Chordata; Actinopteri; Blenniiformes; Blenniidae
Product: lamin A
Exons: 13
Coding region: 151-2103 (650 amino acids)
Biological process (GO): heterochromatin formation; nuclear pore localization; nuclear migration
Cellular component (GO): nuclear envelope; nuclear lamina
Molecular function (GO): structural constituent of cytoskeleton
Source: RefSeq, a predicted model, not a curated record